AUGAUCAGGGGAAGCCUCUUUAAAACACUUCACAAGAACAAUCAGUCGUUAGAUAUCAGACGUCGUCUGAGGAUGGCUCUUGAUGUGGCAAGAGGUAUGAAUUAUUUGCAUCACAGAAACCCACCAAUAGUACAUAGAGACCUAAAAUCUUCGAACCUGCUUGUUGACAAAAACUGGACUGUCAAGGUUGGAGACUUUGGCCUAUCAAAGUUGAAGAAUGCAACCUUCUUAACUGCAAAAUCUGGACGAGGAACGCCUCAGUGGAUGGCACCCGAAGUCCUUCGCAAUGAACCAUCAAAUGAGAAGUACAUCCAGAAGCUAAUCUUUGAGUCAGAUGUCUUCAGUUUUGGGGUCAUUGUUUGGGAACUAAUGACUGAAUCUAUACCGUGGAGCAACUUGAAUUCCUUGCAGGUGGUUGGAGUUGUUGGCUUCAUGGAUCACAGGUUGGACAUACCCGAAGGCCUUGAUCCCCGAGUUUCCUCCAUUAUCCAUGACUGUUGCCAAAGCAACCCGGAACACCGCCCAUCAUUUGAAGACAUUAUUCAGAGAAUGACAGACUUGAUCCAGACAAUUUCAGGAGUGUCAGCUAAGAGGAGCUCAUAA
Molecule: messenger RNA, 603 nt
Organism: Ilex paraguariensis (yerba mate)
Lineage: Eukaryota; Viridiplantae; Streptophyta; Magnoliopsida; Aquifoliales; Aquifoliaceae
Source: the annotation of a GenBank genome assembly